Hemicordylus capensis (graceful crag lizard) is the source of this 4372-nucleotide messenger RNA. It is a transcript of the gene DCUN1D1, whose product is annotated as defective in cullin neddylation 1 domain containing 1. Gene Ontology annotation, biological process: positive regulation of ubiquitin-protein transferase activity; protein neddylation. Lineage: Eukaryota; Metazoa; Chordata; Lepidosauria; Squamata; Cordylidae. The coding region runs from base 130 to 1083 and encodes 317 amino acids. Gene Ontology annotation, molecular function: ubiquitin conjugating enzyme binding; ubiquitin-like protein binding; cullin family protein binding. The transcript is spliced from 7 exons. The record is from RefSeq and is a predicted model, not a curated record. Gene Ontology annotation, cellular component: ubiquitin ligase complex.
CCCCCGAGUGGAAGCUCCCGGGCAGCCCUCUGUAGGGCAGGGCCCGCCUGGCGGCUCUCCGGCCGGCCAGCCCCACUCUUGGUCUCCCGCACCGCGGCCCCGGCCCGGGGCGGCCCCGCCGCAGUGCGCAUGAGCGGGUCGGCGGCGGCGGAAGGCAGGGCCCGCGAGGAGGAGCCCCGGGAGCAGCCGCCGCUGCUGCUGCUGCUGCCGCCACCACCACCACCAUCUCUCCUCCUCCUCAGUGUCCGCCUGAGCCGGCUCGGGAGGGGAGAGAGAGACCCGCCGCCGCGCGCAGCCCCCACCAUGAACAAAUUGAAGUCAUCACAGAAAGAUAAAGUUCGGCAGUUUAUGAUCUUCACACAGUCCAGUGAAAAGACCGCGGUUAAUUGUUUGUCUCAAAAUGAUUGGAAGUUAGAUGUUGCAACAGAUAACUUUUUCCAGAAUCCUGAACUGUAUAUACGAGAAAAUCUUAAAGGAUCAUUGGACAGGAAAAAGUUAGAACAGCUAUAUAACAGAUAUAAAGAUCCUCAAGAUGAGAAUAAAAUCGGCAUAGAUGGGAUUCAGCAGUUUUGCGACGAUCUUGCCCUUGACCCAGCAAGUAUUAGUGUAUUGAUCAUAGCCUGGAAGUUCAGAGCUGCAACGCAAUGUGAAUUCUUAAAGAUGGAAUUCAUGGAUGGGAUGACAGAACUAGGAUGUGACAGCAUAGAAAAACUAAAGGCUCAGCUUCCAAAAAUGGAACAAGAAUUAAAAGAGCCAGGAAGAUUUAAAGAUUUUUAUCAAUUUACUUUCAACUUUGCAAAGAAUCCAGGACAGAAAGGUUUAGACUUAGAAAUGGCGAUCGCCUACUGGAAUUUAGUACUUCAUGGAAGAUUUAAAUUCCUAGACUUGUGGAACAAAUUUUUAUUGGAACACCAUAAAAGAUCUAUACCGAAGGACACUUGGAAUCUUCUUCUAGACUUCAGUGCAAUGAUAGCAGAUGAUAUGUCAAAUUAUGAUGAGGAAGGGGCUUGGCCAGUUCUGAUCGACGACUUUGUGGAAUUUGCACGCCCUCAAAUUGCUGGGAUCAAAAGUACGACAGUGUAGUGCUAAAUGAACCUUCUAGAAUGUACAAAUAAACAUAAUGGGGGAAAAUUGCACAGUCAAUUUCUGCUGACUGGACUGAACAGGACUGAAGACCAAUCCUCAAGAAAGAGAGGCUGAGGGUUGAGGAUCUAUCUUGGACCAUAACAGACAAUGGAUGGUUUGGGCUUCUCUCCUAGCCUGGGCCCUCUUUGCUCAUUUGAAAACUCCCAACAUUGUGGAUACCAUCGUUUUCUUCCUUUUUUCUUCUUUUAAAUGGAGCACCCUAAUCCUUUUCAUAAAUCUUAAAAUAUUUCUGGAUGGUUAUUUUGAAAGUUCUGGUUCCACCUCAGGCACGUGCUGUCUUCACCAAACAAACCCUUUGGCAUAAGAGUGUCACAGAUCAGCAUUGCAACUCGUUUGUUUUAUUUUUUUAAAAAAAACCUUAAAUAACUUGCUUUUGGGCUAACUGCAAAGACUAUGCUGAUAGAGAAUAUCCUAAAAGAGUGAUAUGUUGAAGUGUGUUGGAUCUGGUUUCUUAUGAUCGCUUUACAGGUAUUGUCAAAGUGCGUGGUGAGGGAUCUUUGUCCGUCUGUCCGUUCAAAGCAAAUGUAGAAAGACCCCAGCGAAUGCCUGUGUUUUCCUCCCCACUCCUCCAAUAUCAGUAAAUCCAGCUCUAUGGGUGCUUGACUGAAGUUUUAUUGUGUCUAACUAUGAACACUGUUGAAACCGCAGCACAGUUACUGUGCACUGAACGGUACCCAUAUUUUAAUAAUCUAGUCAGAAACACUGGGUGCCUAAUGUAGAAAGUUGAACGGCCAUCGGGGGCCCUGUCCCAUGUAAAGCUUGUUUGAGUCUGCCUCUUAGUUCCGUCACCCCCAUGUCGUGGGUGGCUUCCAUUGGCUGCCAGCACCCCAGCUCUGUUCACCAUGUUUCUUCCCAAGGCCAACCAUGCAGUAUCAAAGGGAACAGGCUGGAACUCGCCAGACCAGUAAGUGCACAGGACUAGUGGUGAAGCUAGCUUCACCAUUUAACUUGGUAGUGCUGUUCCAGGGCAAGGCUGGGCAACUUCUCCGGUGAAUGGAGACGUUUCUCCUUAUUACCCCAUAACCCUUGGGGCAGAUUAGUGUAACUGCUGUUCUUCACUUAACUCCAGUGUCCACGUGUUUGAUUCCAAUUGACACAAAGUGGGCCGUUACAAUGAAGGUAUCAUGGCCCUUGGGCUGUGUACAAUGUUGUUUCUAAUUUCCAGGGGGUGGGAGGGUCAGGUUUGCAAAAGGGGGAUGAUUUGGUUUCAUCUAGAAUGUGGGUAAUACGUUGCUCACAGCUGCUCUUAGAGUUGCCCAAUAAAAAUUUGUAGUAUUGAAGUGCUCAUUUCUUUGUCAAAGAAAUCUUUCUUUUCCCCCCUAGAGUUCUAUUGAAAUGCUGAAACUUGAAUACAGUGCUGAGUUUGUAAUGUUUGCUACACAAUAUCGAAUUCUUGAUUAGGGCCAGGGAAGGUUUUGACUGUGGGUUUGGAAUGGCAAGGCAUGUGCUGUGGAGCUCCUCUAAGGUUAAUGAUUUGAGCCCUAUAAUAUAAGUCUUUAUAAUGUCAACAGUACUGCCAUGAGAGUCAAUGCCAUUGAUUCUUAUCAGAUUUAACUGCAGAUCUCUGUGGUUGCCAAACAGAGGCAGCAGUGCCCUGACCAAAAGCUCAGAGGGGCUGUGCAUGGAGACCUGUGUGAGGAGGGGCUUCUCCAUUCACGUUGGCAACAAUGGGGGAGGGAGGGAGGGAUGCAUGCAUGGGAGUUGUUGCUGACACUGGAGUUCCUGCUUAAGUGAAGCCCCUGCAUGUGUGUCCUGCAACAUCGCUGAGCCAGAACUCAGAAGUCCAUCUUGCCCAGGCAAAUGUAGAUGAUCUCAAGCACAAUCCAGCCAAAUGGGUUAAGCGUUUUGAGUGCAGCAUGUACUUAACUCUGCCACAGUACUCAAUAGACCAUAAAAGUGUGCUUAACUUUGACUGGAUCGUAUGAUCCAAUGCAGAUGUAACAUUUCUCUAUCUCUUAGCCAUGGUUAAGAAACUGGGAGUGCUUCACUGGUGUGUGCCACCCGCUUUCCCUCCAGCAUGCACUGUUUUUCAGCAUUAACCACGUUAAACAUCUCCUCAAAAGUUGAUGCUCACCAUGGCUAGCUCUAAAUCAUCAGUUAGAAGCAAGGUUAGGAGCUGGCUUUAACCAGGGUUUGCAAACUAAAUAUGGUAUUAACUUUGGUGUAGAUGUAAUGCUAAACUUGGUUAAUGCUGAAAAGGGUAGGGAGACAGGUGGCAGGAGCCUAGGCGUCUACCAACCUUUUAACCAUGGAUAAAAGAUUGGGCAAUAUUCUAACUCUCCUUGGCCACAGUGUGCUUGUUCUGCCACUGCAUUUGUGUUUAGAUUUGUAUAUGUGUUUGUGUCACAGAACUGGCUGUUCACUUCAAACCGUGGUUUUAGUUCUUGUCUGUUUUACAUGACAGCAGCACUUGAGAUGCCUCCUGGCCCUCAUGUCACCUCAGUGUCAUGAGUGAGACUUAGCUGCUUGCUUAAAACAUAUCACUCCACAGGGAAAGCAUUCUGAAGUGUCCCACUCAAGGUGUUUAAUCUCUACAAUAAGAGGUUCAGGCUCAGCAUCUUACGCAGUGUCUCAUGACUGGCGCCUCAUGGAUCCUUAAUUAGAAACACACUUUUACGUACAUGCUAGAAUAAUUUUUAAGAAAAUCCUUGAGUAUUAAAGUCCUUUUUUUUUUUUUAAACCCUGUAUGCAUUGAAGUUGUCAGAAAGGUGCCUCCCCAGCUGUGCCCUUUUGGUAAAGCUUAGUCUUGUGUUAAUUCACGGGAACAAUUGGAUAAAAUUGGGUAUCUCUUCUCCAGCGGCUGGAAUUGGCCAAGUCAAAUAUAUUGCUUUAUGGCUUUCAGUGUUUAUUUUCUCUAGUUUGUGUAAAUAUCAGUGGAGACUUGAAUUAUGAAAACUCUACGAGGUGUGUGUGCUGUUUUCUGUCUUAAGAAAAUUUGGGUACAGCUUUCUCAGAAUGAUUCAUUGAUGUAUGCUGUGUAUUUUUUGUGUUCUGGUGUUCUUGUGUUUUUUGUUUUGUUUUUAAUGAAAUGUACUUAACUCUAUCCCGGUGCAAAAGUCUAAGGGUUGGGGCAUAAAUGCUGUGCUGUUUUUGUUUUUUAAGAUUAUUCCUUUUGCAAUGUUGAGGCCUUUUCAACAAAAUGGAUUUUGCCAUCGGUUUGGUACUACACAAUUUAUAAUUACUGUGUAAUUAUAAAACUGCAUUACAUAAAGCAUUGCUGUCUUAA